AUGGGCUCGAGAAGAGCUUCGAGGCUGGGGGAGGGUACUGCGGAGGCGCGAGUGCUCAUUGCUCUGCGGGAUUCUCUGGAGAUGGUCGAGAGCGGUUUGGAGCGGUUGAUGGAUGAGGAGCAGGUUCUGCAGCAUCAGCUGCAGCUGGAGCAAGCUCAGCAGCAGCGGGAGAUGCAAGAGUGGGGGCCGGGAGAGCGGGUGAAGCACCCAAAGAGCCAUUAUGGCAGGGAAUCACGUGGAGGGGAACGCGGAAGAGCAGCGGCGGACGCGCGCGGAAGAGCAGUGACGGAGCUGCAGAUGGCGCUGCGCGUGGUGUGGUCGCAAGGGGAGAGCCACCACGGCCGGGAGGAAGCGGUGGUGAGGGAGUUGCUUCACUUCAUCGCCAGUCUCGCCCAGAUCCUGCCAGGAGCAGACAUCCCUGUAGCAGAAGAAAGCCCCGCACGACACAAUGCCAAGCAGUCCUCUGGACAGCCUCCCUCCGUUUCUUCUGCCUCGCGCCUGGUCCCCCUGCCUCUGCUGCCACUGCAGCGCCUAGCCCAUCCUUUCCUGAACAAUAGCUUCCGUCUUGUUGACGCUCUUACGGGCGGCAUGGCUCGGCAGGUUUCGUCUGGGUUCUCAGGCUUGCUCCGGAACGUGUGCAGCAAGCCGAACCUGUUUUCCAAGCCUCUCGGUCAGCUUGGGUCGUUGGGUGGCACGGUGCUCGGAUUGGGCGGCGCAGUGGGGGUUACUGUAGGUUUGGCACUCAUGGCUGCUAAUGCUGCAAACGGAGGGGUUACUAACGGGGUGUAUCAACGAGUAGGGGUGCCUCUGAGGGUGGAAGGAGGGAAGAGAGAGUGGGGACGGCAGGUUGAUGCCGAGGAGCAUAAGUACUGGGCUGAUGAGUACAGUGCGAGAGCGUAUGCUGGUACUGGACAUGACAGUAACGAGUAUAGUCCUGGCGUGGAGGGGCAUAGAGAGUUGGGCGGAGGGGAGGCUGAGCGAAAGGUGAAUAUUCCUAUGGAGAGGGAAGUUGAGCGGGGAGGGGAGGAAGUGGUGGGAUAUGCGGAGAUAGUGGGAGGGCUGGUAGCGCCUGUGGUGCGCGAGGAAGGUUAUGGAAAAGGACAUGGGGGGGAAGGGUAUGGGGAGAGGUAUGGGGAAGGUGACUCCUCUCCCAUCAUUUCUUCCUCUGGAAAUUCUUAUGGAAGUUCUUCUCUUUCCAGAGCUGCUUCUUCUAGAAAUGACGCCCCUGUUCGUGUGCAUGAGAUGGUGGGAGACUCUCCUUUGCAUGUGGUGGGCGAGUGGGAGGGGAUGGGCGGACGAGGGGAGGAGGGAGCACUGCAUGUGCUGCGGCAGUGGGAAGGCGGGCAGGAGGACGACUGGGGUGGUGCUCAGUGGGACUGGCUUGCAGAGGAGGAUGAUGAGGAGGGGUUUGUGAGAGAAGAGGUGGAGGAGUGGGAAGGGAGGAGCGAAGGGGUGAGUGAGGGCGGGGUGAUGGCAGGGGGGUGGGAGGAAGAGGAAGAGGGUGUAAGGGGUGGGGUGGUGUAUGGUGAUGAGGAUGGUUCUGCACUGUGGCAGUGGGGGCCUAUCCCGGGGCCUAUCCCGGGGUCUAUGGGAGGUUCUAUUCAAGAGUCUGUGUCUAUGUUAGGGGUGCGGCAAAAGGAGGCAGUUCAUGGUGGUGGUGGUGAUUCUCUGGGGCAGCAGCAGGAGUGGUCCCAUGACCACCGGGCGUCAGUGGGGGAAGAGGAAUUGCUGGAGAGGGGGGAGGAGGGGAGACGGAGCGAAAUGGCAGGUUUGGGAGCUGAAGAAGUGAACUGGCAUGUGGAAGGAAGAAGCGUAGCUGGUGGUGUAGACGUUAGAGGUGAGGAGGAGGAGGACGGCGCGGAUGUUGACGAGUUGAUCUCUUGGUUCACGAGAACCACCGUGGAAAGGGCGGUGUCGUUCAUCAGCUCCCCAGGGCUCAUCGAGCACGCCGUGGCGAUCGAGAGGGAGCUGCUGCACCUCGAGGAAUCGCUCACCGCCGAUCCCUCUGCCUCUCCCCCCGCCGACUACGGCCAGAACGACACCAAGUCCGAUGCAGAUUUCGACGGCGACGAUCGCUGCAUGUCGCUCACUCGCGACAGCUCGCUGCGUGCGCGACGCUCCAGCUCUCGCUCGCCGUCGCCCAUCCGGCGACUCAUUCAGAACGGGUUGCGAACGGUGGCGGAGAGCAACGGCAACGAGGAAGGAGGCGAGCUCAUCAUGCGCAUCCGCAAGGCGAUGCACAUGCGGCUGGGCAUGCUGAGGCGCGAGCAGAACGUGGCGGUGGCGCGCGCAGCAGCAGGCGGCUUCACGCGCGACGUCCUCUCGUCGCUGCUGCUCUUCGCCGACUGCUUCGACGCCCCGCGUCUCAAUUCCCCCUUACUACCUCUUCCCCUCACUUCCAGAGUCCGCACCUCCAUUCCUUGUCAAUGCCCGCACUCUGAUCAACCCCACGUACCCCACGUGUCACGCACGUCCCCCCCAUGUGUGCCUCCCACGUGUCCACACGUGCCCCUCCCUUUCCCCAGGCAAGCGUGCGUCCAAUUCUCCACGCUCCUCCUCCGCCGGGAGCUCCAAGCCAACCCGCCGCCCGCCACCCCUCCCGCCGUGUCCGCAGUCUGGCUCCCCCUCGCCCCGGACGCCGCCACCAUCGCCGACCCUGCGGAGGCCGCCGAAGCCGGCGGAGACUCUCAAGCUGCGGCUGCUGGACCCUUCGCUAUAGGCACACCCGUUGGUGGUGCCGCCCAUACCGGCCCGUACUCCUUCGUACCGAUGUAUACUCCCGGUUCGCCUGGCUACACCCCCGGCUCUCCCUUCCCUUAUGGCCUCGUGGCUGUAGCCCCCGGCGCUACAGCCGCCGCCGGCCAGUUCCCCGGCGCUACAGACAUGGCGGGGUUCGGGCGCGGAGGGGGGAACGGCGGAGGAAUGGGGGGAGGGCCGCCGGGGGCGGUUAGGAUCGGGGGAAAGCCGGUGUUCGGCGUGCAUCACCACCACUACCACCGCAUGGGGGGUGGCGGGCGGAAGAACCGAGCGGCUGCGCGCAUCUCCCCCAAGCUCCGCUCGUGGGGGAACAGCGGUGGCGCGGAUGGCGCCGGUGCUGGGAACGGUGAGCGCAAUGGGGAGCUUGCUGACGUCAGCAGCGCGCGGUACUAUGACUCGGAUUCCGGUCUCCCUGGCGGAAGGGCGCGCGGCGGAGGCGCAAGGGGAGCGGCGGGCGGAGGAGGCGGAGCGGGGGAGGAUAUGGGGAAUAUGUCCGAAGCCGACAGUUUCAUCAGCACCGUUGAUGUGGAUGCGAUGAACGGUGCGGAUGCGGAGAUGCUGGUGCUGGGAGUUGCGGGGCGUCCGGGGAGUGCGGGCGGGGGAUUCGCUAGCAGCAGCGGCUGGAGCAGGGGGAAGGGGGGAGGCGGGGGAGGGGGAAUGGGGAUGCUCCGGCGCAGUGGGAGCGGAAACCUGUUUGUGCGCCCGUCUGCUGUGGCUGAAGGCUCAGAUGAGUUUGAUGACGCGGAUGAGGAGGAAGAGGAGGAUUACGAGGCCGCAGCAGCAGUGGCAGCAGGAGGGACUGAUGGGGCGCUUUUCGGGCUUGGCAGUGGCAGCAGCAGCGCUGGUUCGGACUCUGGGCCGUUUUCAGAUGAUUUCAUGCUCAUGUCCGGUGUCUCCUCCUCUCCUUCCCCUGAUUACCUUACUGGUGGGGGAGGAGCAGCAGCAGCUGCAGCAGGAGGGGCAGGAGGGGUGUCUGCUUUUGACCGCUCCCGUUCCCUUAACCAGGUGCCUUAUAACGGGGGCGCGAAUCUGGAAGCGGAAAUGCUGGGCGUGGUGGCAGGCGCAGGCGCGGGGGGAGACUCAUCUACCCGCGAUUUCCUCGGGGAAGAUGCUCUCCGCGGUCCUGUGGACGAAUCUGGACCGUCGAACCACGAGGAUCUGAUGGCGUGGGAGGCGUCGCUGGGAGAGGCGAUGCUGGUGGGAGGAGGGGCGGAUGGUUCUUCCUCCUCUUCCUCUUCUCUGUAUGGGGAUGAUAUGGAGCUGAGCCUUGCUGCUGAGAGGGCGGCAGGAGAAGCAGCAGGAAGGGGCGUGGGGAGGAAAGUGGGCGCAGCAGGGGUGGGAGCAAGAGGAGUGGGAGGGGCGGGGAGAGGGCGGGGAGUGGUGGGGAGCGGUGUGGCGGGGCGAGCUGGGAUUGGCGCGCGUGGGCGGAGUUUGUCGUCGUCUUCUGCUGUUGGUGUGGGUGCGGGACGUGGCCGGGGCCGGGCUGCGAAUCCGCAGGACCGGGUUCUGAUGGAGAUGGAGAGGAAGCAGCAGGAGGCUGCUCGCCGCAGGGAGGAGGAGAAGAAGCGGCAGCAGGAGGCGAGGCAGCAGCACCUCAAGCGGGGGGCGACAGGCCUCGUCCGCUCCACCUCCACCUCUGGCAUCGAGAGGCGCCGCACCACCACUGCCACUACUGGCGUUACUGGUACUGCUGGUAACCGCACCGCUAUUACCUCGGGUGCGAGAGGUACCCUGGGGUCCCUUGCUGGUAGCAGGUCCCUCUCCCAGCAUACUGCUUCCUCUGCCAUGAGACUCGCUGCUGCUGGGGCUACAGCUGGUGGUGCUGCUGCUGGUGGGUCGUCUGUUUCUGGUGCUGCACGGGCAGCUGGGCGGGUCGCUGCACGGCCCUCGAGCCCUGACCUGUGCCGGGCCGGGCAGCGGAAAGUUUUGUCCAGCCCGGGAUCGGGACCGCGGAGUGUGACUGGUGGGGCGAAUGGGCGCAGCCGUGACAUUGUGAAUGCUGUUCCCUCCGCUGCUGUUGCUGCUGCUGCUGCUGGUGCUGCGAGUGGAAAGGAGGGCAAGGCAGAGACGAACCAAGCAGCAGGUGAAACGCCCACAGGACAGGCUGACCAGCAGCAGCAGCAGCAGCAGCAGCAACAGCAGCAGCAACAGGCUGUUGUGGCGGCAGCAGAGAGCAGUGACGUGAUGCUUGAGCCAGAGGCUGCUGAUGGUUACAACCCCAGUGCUGCUCCAGGCAGUGAGCAGCAGCAGGGGCAAGAGAAGGAGAGGGAGAAGCCAGGAAAGGAGAACAAGGGGAAGGAGGCCAGUGCAUCAUCAGCAGCACCACUCACAAUCGCAGCAGGGGGGGGAGUGAAUGUUGGGGGGGCAGCGGUGUACCACCACCCUCCUGGCAUGCCACAUCACUCCCCGUACGGGUCCCUCCCAGAGGCAGGUGGGGUGGCACCUGGGCGACGGGGGAGCAUGGAGGGCCAGGAGAAGCUGGGGAUGCUGAAUAACGGCGUCCAUAUGAGCAAUGCUUAUGGGUAUACUGCACAUACUGCACCCCAUCAGAGUCACGCUCCUGCGCCUAUGCUUGUUCAUGGUGGUCCUGGCGCGGCAAGCCCUGCAGCUUUGGGGUUUGGCGAGGGGCUUAGAGAGGCGAGGCUGAAGCAGGAGCGGGAGUAUUUGGAUAUGUUGAGGGAGAGGGAGGCUGCGUGGGUUGGAUCGGAGCAAGAUGGGGAGAAGAAGAAAUCGUCUGGCUUGAGGAAGUUGUUUGGUGGCUUUGGAAAGUAG
Closterium sp. Naga37s-1 is the source of this 5529-nucleotide messenger RNA. Lineage: Eukaryota; Viridiplantae; Streptophyta; Zygnematophyceae; Desmidiales; Closteriaceae. The record is from the annotation of a GenBank genome assembly.